Sesamum indicum (sesame) is the source of this 2449-nucleotide messenger RNA. RefSeq names its product pentatricopeptide repeat-containing protein At2g37320-like. The record is from RefSeq and is a predicted model, not a curated record. Gene Ontology annotation, biological process: RNA modification. Lineage: Eukaryota; Viridiplantae; Streptophyta; Magnoliopsida; Lamiales; Pedaliaceae. Gene Ontology annotation, molecular function: protein binding; RNA binding.
CUUGUGUAGCAAAUUUAACUUUGCAUCACUUAGUGUGAUGUAUUACAAUAUGACAAAGCCUACUCCUAUCUGAUGAGUUGCAAAAACAAACCAACAAACUGAUGAUGCUGACACAAAAGAUUCUUACAAAUAAACAAUCUUUACAGCUUCAGAAAAACACUUAAUAAACAACAUUUCACAAAAAACAUUUCAAUAGCUUCAGAAUCAGUUAAAAAAGAACAAAACCUAUUGGAAUCAAAGAAGGGGUGGGGCAGCAGGUGCUGGCUUGGGAAAGAAAUUGAAUAUACCGGGCCGGGCAUGCAUGCAAACGAGACCCGGCCUCAGGUCCGGACGGGUUCUGUUUCUUAGGACCCUCUAUCUGUCUCGCUGCCCGAAGUUUUAAAGAAUGGAGUGGGUUCGGUUCGGGACGGGGCCCCGAAAAACCCCGAUUCAUUGCCAGCCAGACAACAACUAACGUACCAGAACUUCUGAAGAGGAAAGAAAGCAAGACAGUGACGCCAACCUCACUCUCAGUAACAUAUUGCGAUUACAAUGAUUUUGUUUGCAAAUUCCAUUUUCAGUGGUCAGGAUCUGUGUGGUUCUUCGUCAUCAGGUUUCUUGGCCUCCGACAUGAUCAUGUGAACAUGUUGCCAGAAAAACUUGGUUCUUUUCUCCACCACUGCGCCAAAACAAAGGCUUUCGAACGUGGGCUUUCACUCCACGCUUCAGCUGUCAAAACAGGAAGGCAAUCAGAAAUUUUUAUUGGCAACCAUGUUCUGAAUUUUUACGCGAAAUGUGACUGCAUUGAUUCGGCCAUGCGGGUGUUUGAGGAAAUGCCACAGAAAAAUUUGGUCACAUGGUCUGCGCUGAUAUCGGGUUUUGACCAAUCGAAUAGACCCCAUUUAACAAUUCAGCUUUUCAGUCAAAUGCAAAAGUAUUUUAAGCCCAAUGAGUUUGUUUUUGCUAGUACACUUAGUUCUUGCUCUGGCAUUAAGGACUCGAAACUUGGGCUGCAAAUACAUGCGCAGGCAUUGAAGUUGAGUCAUGCUUCUGUUAGUUUUGUUCGUAAUUCACUAAUUUUGAUGUACAUGAAAUGCGGCAUGUGUGCUCAUGGAUUGUUGAUUUUUACUGAUAGUGAGUGUGAUCCUUUAACUUUAGUUUCCUAUAAUAUUGCAAUUACUGGGCUUGUGGAAAAUAAGGAGCAAGAAAAGGGGAUUGAGAUGUUUAUGGUUAUGUGUCGGGGGGGUCUGGUUCCUGACCGAUUUACUUUUGCAGGAUUACUAGGGCCUGGAGAAGUCAUAUAUGAUUUACCAGUAGUAAUGCAAUUGCACUGUCAAAUGAAAUGGAGAAAGUGUUCACGUCGAUUGAGGAAAGGGAUGUUUAUUCUUGGAAUACGGCAAUUGCUGCUUGUUGUCGUUCUGAGGAUAAUUCAAAGGCUUUGCGUAUUUUUAGGAAGAUGGUUAUGGAACAUAAUGUGAUACCGGAUGAUUUCACAUAUGCCAGUGUGCUAACUGCUGCUGCUGGUCUUGCCUCCAUGAGAUAUGGCAAGGAGAUUCAUGCUCAUUUAUUUAGGACAAGGCUAGAUUGGGAUAUUGGUGUUGGGAAUGCGCUUAUCAACAUGUAUGCUAAAAGUGGGUCCAUUAGUUCGGGAUACACUAUUUUUGACCAAAUGGAGAUUCAUAAUCUUGUCUCUUGGAAUAGCAUUAUUGCUGCUUUUGCAACUCACGGGCUUGCCCAGAAAGCUUUUGCACUGUUUAAUGAGAUGAUGACAACAGGGCUAGGGCCAGAUUCUGUUACAUUUCUUGAAAUGCUGACAGCCUGCAGUCAUUCUGGGCUUGCAGAGGAGGGCCAAGCUCUUUUCAACUCCAUGAACAAAGUCUAUGGAAUAACCCCUAAUAUUGAGCAUUUGUGCUGCCUUGUCGAUUUACUCGGGCGAGCAGGAAGGGUGACUGAGGCUGAAGAAUAUAUACGGAGAUACUCUGCAGCUGAUGAUGCAGUUGUUUUAGGUUCUUUACUUUCAGCAUGUCGACUGCAUGAAGGCGUCGUUGUUGGAGAACAUAUAGCUCGGAGGCUUCUAGAACUUCAUCCUGUUACAAGUUCACCUUAUGUAUUAUUAUCCAACUUAUACGCAUCAGACAGAAAGUGGGACGGUGUUGCGGGGGCAAGAAAAAUGUUGCAAGUUAGUGGAUUGAAAAAAAAAGCUGCCCACAGUCUGAUUGAAGUAAAGGGAUCAUCAGAAAAGUUUAUAAUUGGAGAUUUUUCCCAUUCUAAAAUGGACGAGAUACUGGACAUGCUCAGAACCUUGACCCGGGUGAACGACGAAGAUUUGCUGUGUUAUUGACGUACUCUGCUGUGGAUAGACAUCUUUCCAUAUAUAAGCUCUUCAAUGAGCGAUGCUCAAUCGAUCGUGUAAAUUACCCUUCAUUCCCAAAUCAGAAAUUAAUAUCCAGAGAUAUAUUUUUACCUAUGA